Messenger RNA from Photinus pyralis (common eastern firefly), 522 nucleotides. RefSeq lists its product as uncharacterized. Lineage: Eukaryota; Metazoa; Arthropoda; Insecta; Coleoptera; Lampyridae. The record is from RefSeq and is a predicted model, not a curated record. The coding region runs from base 1 to 522 and encodes 173 amino acids. The transcript has a single exon.
AUGGAUGGAACCUUUGAUGCGGUUCCUGGGAUUACUUUGCAACUGUAUACCAUCCAUUCAGGCAUUGUAGGAACUGACAAGUUUUUGCCUUGUGUUUACGCUUGCAUGAUGCACAAAAACAAGGAGAGUUAUAUAACACUAUUUAACUGUGUUAAAAAAGCAGUGAAGACUCAGUACAAUAAGUUACUCGAACUCCUCUUCGUGGCAGUCGAUUUCGAAAAAGCGGCGAUAUCAGCAAUUAAGGAAUGUUUUAAAGGAGCUGCUAUUUCUGGUUGCUUAUUCCAUUUUUCGCAAAUAUUAUGGCGGCGUUUACAGUCGAUUGGCCUUCAAUCCACAUAUCAAACCAAAGACGAACAGGAACUUAGAAGCUCAUUCCAUUCCCUCAUUGCAUUAGCAUUCGUGCCAGUAGAGGACAUCGAGAAGGUUUUCGACGAUGUUGUAGAUUCAUGUGAUGAGAGGGUACUCGAAAAAUACGAUACGGGAAAUGUGAACUCUCUUGACGAAUAUUUCCCUCAUAUGUAA